CGCAGUCUCCUAGUUAUCGACGAUCAUCAGAUGCCGAUGGCGAACGAGGCUACUUCUGUGGCGAAUGUUGGGUGGUUGUGUUCAAUGCAUGUUUAAACAUUUGCGGACUCGGAGCUCGGAGCGCUCGCACCGGUUAUUAAUCAUCUUCCGAUUCUUCAGCUGGUAGUACCACGCUACCUCAACGUCAAACAACAAGUACUGCUAGCAGCUACAAAGCAGCCAAGGAGGGAACUUACUAGUUGCCAUCAUCAUCAUGACCGAUACUCCAUGGCAUACGGUAGUCCCCUUUGCAAACCCGAAACAUGCAACGAUAGCAAUGCAAGUGAUUGACGUGGAUCCAGAGCUUCAGAGAGAAGCCGUCAAACGCACUUUGACGGUGGACGGCAAUGAUCUCGUCGCGUCAUUCGCGACUUCAACUGUUCGACUGGCGAGACUGACGACAAAUGGCUUUCUGGAGAACGUAGAUCUGGUAGCCCGGACUAUUGGCGAGUUUGGAGAGAACUCGGAACGAAAACAAGGGACCUUCUAGGUGAUGAGUCAUGUGGACAACAAUGGUUUGUAAGGAAGACAUAGUUCCCUUCGACAGCCUUCAUGGUACAGAAAGAGUUCACCGAUCGCCGAACUGCGAUCGUCUACUUUACACGUAAAUUUUAUUUGGCUUCUUAUACGUCAUCCGCGUUACCUUCAGCUUCCUUUGCCUUCUUCUUACUCUUUCU
Messenger RNA from Suillus fuscotomentosus, 716 nucleotides. Its product is annotated as transcription factor Pcc1-domain-containing protein. NCBI's taxonomy places the organism in Eukaryota, Fungi, Basidiomycota, Agaricomycetes, Boletales, Suillaceae. The record is from RefSeq and is a predicted model, not a curated record. Gene Ontology annotation, cellular component: EKC/KEOPS complex. The coding region runs from base 254 to 529 and encodes 91 amino acids. The transcript is spliced from 3 exons.